GCUGUGAUCCUGUGGUGGCUGGCCGCGCUGUCGCCGCCGCGAAGAAGGACCAGGAGCCCGACCCCGACGAUGGCCGCUAGCGGGUCGCCCUCUUCUUCGGCGCUCGCGGAGGAGGCCAAGGCACGCUACGACAAGGUCGUCUUCAAGGUGCUCGAUCUGGAUGACUACGCCGCCGAGGACGAGGAGUACGAGGAGAAGCUCAAGAAGGAGAACAUCACAUUCUUCUUCCUCGCAACGUUUGUGAAGAGGCCAAUCUGGUGUUGUGAAAGAAGGGGGCUGGCCAUGGAGAAGAUCCCGCAGCGAGCUCCUCAGGGUAGGUUAUCCCACAGAUCUCCUCAAUUGGGAUGUGAAGAUGCAGAACUAAUGUUUGUUCGGGAGCUGCUUUAUUAUAUCAAAUGCACGAGAUACUUACUAUUUCUCUUAUGA
Triticum dicoccoides is the source of this 426-nucleotide messenger RNA. RefSeq lists its product as uncharacterized. The transcript is spliced from 4 exons. The record is from RefSeq and is a predicted model, not a curated record. NCBI's taxonomy places the organism in Eukaryota, Viridiplantae, Streptophyta, Magnoliopsida, Poales, Poaceae. The coding region runs from base 70 to 426 and encodes 118 amino acids.